This is a messenger RNA of Oncorhynchus nerka (sockeye salmon), 2829 nucleotides long. RefSeq names its product leukotriene B4 receptor 1-like. NCBI's taxonomy places the organism in Eukaryota, Metazoa, Chordata, Actinopteri, Salmoniformes, Salmonidae. Gene Ontology annotation, biological process: cell chemotaxis; immune response; positive regulation of cytosolic calcium ion concentration. Bases 198 to 1256 code for a protein of 352 amino acids. Gene Ontology annotation, cellular component: external side of plasma membrane; membrane. The transcript has a single exon. Gene Ontology annotation, molecular function: C-C chemokine binding; C-C chemokine receptor activity. The record is from RefSeq and is a predicted model, not a curated record.
GCUCUGUGAAAAACCAACCUCUUUCCUGUUCUCCUCAGCAAAGUUAAAGGGAAGUGAAAGCUUGCUGGUGCAGCACUUUUUUUCUGUCUGAGUAUGUACACCAGAUAGAAGGCACGUAAAGCGAGGUGAGGCAAGGCGAUCGGCAGCAUCAACCAGAACCGUUCGAUCAUCAGCUGUCUUCAGCUUCAGAGUCCACCAUGGCUCCUGAUGAGUUUCCUGGCGGGACAGUGGUGGCCUGUGUGAUCCUGGGCCUGUCGUUCCUGGUGGGGGUCCCGGGGAACCUGCUGGUGAUCUGGACCAUCCUGAGGCACGUCCAGCAGCGCUCCCACACCGUGGUGCUCAUCCUCCACCUGGCUGCUGCAGACCUGCUGGUGCUCAUCACCCUGCCCCUGUGGAUCUACUCCUUGGCCCGCUCCUGGGUGUUCGGGGAGGCAUCCUGUAAGGCCAUGGUGUACAUCAUCAACACCUGCAUGUACAGCAGCGUCUUCCUCAUCACCCUCAUGAGCGUCGAGCGCUUUGUCGCUGUCCGACACCCCUUUGCCUCAGCCGGCUGGAGGAGGAAGAAGGCCUUGAAUAAAGUUCUUCUUGUUCUGUGGGCUGCUGCGUUCCUAUUCAGCACCCCGGUCUUUCCCACCCAGGUGGUGGAGGGGGACCCUGGGGAGGAGCAUUGCCUGUACAGGGACUACACCUCAGACGGCCAGGAGGCAGUGUGUGUUCUACUGGAGACGCUGGUGGGCUUUGCUGUCCCCUUUUGCAUUCUUGUGGUCUGCUACAGCUGUCUCUACAGCCGCAUCGCACAGAUUACCUUUAAGUCCAAGCGCAAGUCCAUGGGGUUGAUUGCAAGCAUGGUAGUGGUGUUCGCAUUAUGCUGGACCCCUCACCACGUCGGCAACGUGCUCUCCCUCGUCAUCCUCACCAUCAAGGGGUCCCACCGAGAGGCCGCAGCGCGUAUAGAGAGCGUCAGAACCACCAUGACUUUCAUUGCUGGAGCGCUCGUGUUCAUCAGUAGCUCGGUCAACCCUUUGCUCUAUGUGUUUGUGGCGCGUACGUUCCGGAGUUCCCUGAGGGAGACAGGCAUUCAGAAAUUGUUCUGGCACAUCUCAAGCACAGCUCCCGGAGAGGGGACUAAAGAACUGUUCUUUGUGACCAAGAGACCAAGCAUCUCUCAGACACAGAGCCACAGCUCGCAGUGUGUCACAGAGCCUAAGGAACAAAUGGAUGUACUUGUAAAUAUAUGUGAAAAUGUUUCUUCCUGAGAUUGAAAAUGAUGUUUAUCACAUGUUUUUGAUAAAGUUUGAUUUGUCACAUUGUUUCUAUAUGUUAAUUAACUUAAAAUGUAGAAUAGCAAUUGUUAGUAAUGUCUAUGUCAAACAUGAUGCAUAUAAAAACAUUAAAAUAGGUUCUGUAUAUCAUUUUACCUAUAGUGAAUUUGAAUUAACAUUUGAACAUAUACACAUUUUUCUAUGUAGGUCCCACUGUGUUAGACACAUUUUUCUAUGUAGGUCCCUCUGUGUUAGACACAUUGUUCUAUGUAGGUCCCACUGUGUUAGACACAUUUUUCUAUGUAGGUCCCACUGUGUUAGACACAUUUUUCUAUGUAGGUCCCACUGUGUUAGACACAUUUUUCUAUGUAGGCCCCACUGUGUUAGACACAUUUUUCUAUGUAGGCCCCACUGUGUUAGACACAUUUUUCUAUGUAGGCCCCACUGUGUUAGACACAUUUUUCUAUGUAGGCCCCACUGUGUUAGACACAUUUUUCUAUGUAGGCCCCACUGUGUUAGAUACAUUUUUCUAUGUAGGUCCCACUGUGUUAGACACAUUUUUCUAUGUAGGCCCCACUGUGUUAGACACAUUUUUCUAUGUAGGCCCCACUGUGUUAGACACAUUUUUCUAUGUAGGCCCCACUGUGUUAGACACAUUUUUCUAUGUAGGCCCCACUGUGUUAGAUACAUUUUUCUAUGUAGGUCCCACUGUGUUAGACACAUUUUUCUAUGUAGGCCCCACUGUGUUAGACACAUUUUUCUAUGUAGGCCCCACUGUGUUAGACACAUUUUUCUAUGUAGGCCCCACUGUGUUAGACACAUUUUUCUAUGUAGGCCCCACUGUGUUAGAGACAUUUUUCUAUGUAGGUCCCACUGUGUUAGACACAUUUUUCUAUGUAGCCCCACUGUGUUAGACACAUUUUUCAGUUGUGGUAUAAUGCUCAUUUCAUGCUCAAAUGUUUUUAUAUUCCAUGUGCCACAGAAGAAAGAGCUUCGUAGAAAAAAAGAACAUAGUGUCACUGUAUAUGUUUGUCUGAAGCUAUAUGAUAUGAGUAUAAUGACUGAGUGUACUGUAUGUAUUCAGCUGCUUAUCUUGAGGCCUUGCCUCAAUGCAUUUAUUUUAGACCCUCCUGAUCUGGAUAGAAUAUAUUUCACCCACAGCUUUAGCCUUCAUGAUAAUGGCAGCCACAGAUAUCAGCCUCUUCCUGUCAUACUGAGCUUUCCAACUGUCUUCAUACUGAUCAUUUCAUUGUUAUAGUUGAAGUCAAUGAACAUGUGUAUGUACCCCAUGCCAUAUUUCUUGAUAUAUUUUAUUUAACCUUUAUUUAACUAGGUAAGUCAGUUAAGAACAAAUUCUUAUUUAUAAUGACGGCCUACCCCGGACGACGGUUGGCCAAUUGUGCGCCGCCCUAUGGGACUCCCAAUCAUGGCCGGAUGUGAUACAGCCUGGAUUCAAACCAGGGACUGUAGUGACACCUCUUGCACUGAGAUGCAGUGCCUUAGACCGCUGCACCACUCGGGAGUCCUUUAUGCAUUUAUUAAAUAAAAUAACUUAUUAAAAAAAAUA